Molecule: messenger RNA, 2145 nt
Organism: Belonocnema kinseyi
Lineage: Eukaryota; Metazoa; Arthropoda; Insecta; Hymenoptera; Cynipidae
Gene: ImpE1
Product: low-density lipoprotein receptor-related protein 1B-like
Exons: 6
Coding region: 1-1191 (396 amino acids)
Molecular function (GO): protein binding
Source: RefSeq, a predicted model, not a curated record
AUGUCUCCUGCACAAUUGGGUCAAGUUUGUUAUAGUAAUGCUCACUGUCGAUUAUGGGAUAGUGACACCCAUUGUGAUUUUUUGAUUCCGGAUUUAUUUGGACGCUGUCAGUGCACUGCGCCGAUGCGAAGAGAUGGUGAUGUUUGUCGUCCUGAUCGGCUCGUUAGACCAGAUUUAGAGUUGCAGCAGCAAUCUGUUCUUCAGAAACCAAGUGAUGAGGUUACACAGCAGAAUUAUGUGACAAGCGAAGAAAUAAGCCGGCAGGAAGGAAACUCUGGUGAGGGUGUCCAAAUGUCAUGGUUAAAAAAUGCAACUUUAUUACUUUCAACCUCACCGCCUACUGAGCCGAUGCCUGUGAUGAUAGUGACUCGAUCGAAGGGCAAUUCAAAACCAAUUCCAACUGGCAACAACGCUCUCCCAGAAGAAAAUGAUGCUGUUAUUGUAGACGCAGAUAUCACUGGACUUGUUCAAACAACAUCAACGGCAUCAUCCUCAGUUCCAAUAAAGACUGACCGACACGAGGGAGAAAAAAUCUUUUCAGCAGUCAGCCUCGGUUUGUCUUGCACAGCAGACAUCGAAUGCCAAAUGGCAGAUCCAAAAUCGCGAUGCAUAAGCGGCUUUUGUGAUUGUAUGUAUCGUGGAAGAGGAAACUCCACCUGCAGUGCUCGAAGCACCGGAUGUGAACUUGGAACCUUUCAGUGUAGAAGUUCUGGAGACUGUAUUAGCUGGUUCUUUGUUUGUGAUGGAAAACGAGACUGCAAGGAUGGUUCAGACGAGGAAUGCUCAACCGCACGAUGUCCGGCCCAGGCUUUCCGUUGCCAUCGAAGCGGGAUGUGUGUCUCUAAGGCUGGACUGUGUGAUGGAAGUAAAGACUGCCCUAAUGGAGAAGAUGAGGAAGGGUGUAACAAUCGAAGAAAAUGCCCGGAAGGAGCCUUUCGAUGCAACAAUGGUCAAUGCCUACCAGGUUACGAAUUCUGCAAUGCAGUUGUGUCGUGCAGAGAUGGGAGUGAUGAGCCUCGAGGUGCUUGUCGAACGAGGAACCGAGGCCGAAUAGCUCCCAGGUUUUGCCCUUUCAAAUGUGGAAAUGGAAGAUGUCGAUCUGAUGCCAUUACUUGUAGUGGAAGGGAUGGAUGUGGUGAUAAUUCUGAUGAAAUACAUUGUUCUGUCUGCAGAUGUGAUGAUGUGCCUUAAUUGCCCCAGUUCAAGAACCAGAUCCUACAACUACUUGGCAAAUUGGGAGCGCGGAUUGAAGAGAAGAAACAUUUCUUCCAUUUUUAAUCUUAUUUCUACUAUCGAAUAUUUUUGAAGCUAGAGAAAUAUGAUUGAAACCUAACAAUAAAGAAUUUUAAUGAAAUUGAGAAGAAUAGGAUAAGUAUUGGUUGCUGCAAAUGACCAAAGAUGGAUGAAUCAGUUCGUCAAAGAAGCAGAUUCCAAAUCCAUAUAUUUUUCUCAUUAAAAAAUACUUCUUAGAACUGUGCUAAUAAGUUGAACAAUUUUACAAUUGCCUGUUUCUUCGACGAAUGCUCUUUCAAGCACUUUAGAUUAGUAAAUUGCAAGCCAUUAACUUGAUUUUCUCACAUUACACCGUAUUUUCAUGUCAAUUACGGUUACGUCCGUAUUCUUCGGGCAUUGAGCAAUCAUGUAUAGUCUAAUUUAGAUAAUAAAUAAGAUUGAAAAUUGAAAUAAAAAAUAUUAAUGUCUUUGAAUUAGUGGUAAUUAUGACUGAAAUCUUAGGACGUAACCAUCAACUUUUUUAAUGAUUGGUUAGUUCGCAGAAAUAGAAGAUUCCUUUGAGGAGAGAAAAUGAAAUUAAUGUUAGGUUUAUAAAUAAGGGACUUAAUGAUAGAUUCGAACACAAUGCAUGCGAAGAUAUAUGUAUUUAUUAAGUAGAAUUAGCAAGAACAAUUCAGACCCGUAUGUAUUAAGCUGCGGCUUCUAUUGUUGAAUUUGAAUAGUUCUUUCAAGUACACAGUAAACACAUUUUUUGUCAUUUAUCGCCCACAUCCCACGUCUAUAAAGAUUAUAUAAAGCAAGUACGGACUUGAAUCUGAUUAAACUUCGUACGAAGAUUUAGACAAAAAUGUUUUUGGGGUAAAAGAACUGUUUUUUGUAACUGUUUUUAUAAUAAAAUAUGUAAUAUUUUUA